Molecule: messenger RNA, 860 nt
Organism: Myzus persicae (green peach aphid)
Lineage: Eukaryota; Metazoa; Arthropoda; Insecta; Hemiptera; Aphididae
Product: platelet-activating factor acetylhydrolase IB subunit beta homolog
Exons: 4
Coding region: 202-834 (210 amino acids)
Source: RefSeq, a predicted model, not a curated record
AUAACCACAUUGAGUGCAGUGUAUUGUUUUACAGCACAUAAUAGGAAUUAUAUUAUAAUGAAUUGUAAUUCUAGUUAUUCGUGUAAGUCAAUACACAUUAACACAUGAUUUAAAAUAUUUUACUGGACUACUGUACAUAAAUAUUAAAUACAUAAUAAUAACCAAUCGGUCACAUUUUUUUCAUUGAUUUUCUAUCAAACUAUGAAUCCGUGUGUUAUUCCAACAAUUCCAUUUGAUGCCGACGAAGAAUGGAAAAUUCAACACAAACGUUAUGUGGCUGAAGCCAAAGCCCAAGACCCAGAUGUUAUCUUAAUUGGUGCCUCUAUUAUUCAAUUAAUUCAAUGUUAUCCUAUAUGGAAUGACAAAUUUGUACCUUUAAAAAGUCUAAAUUUUGGAAUCUGUGGUGAUCGAACCCAAGAUGUGUUAUGGAGAGUAAAAAAUGGCAUUCUUGAUCACAUAAAACCUAAAGUCUGUAUUCUAAAUGUUGGAUCAAAUAAUGUUGAUAACACUCCUAUUCAAAUUUCAGAAGGUAUAUUGGCUAUUGUUGAUGAAAUUAGAUCAAAACUUCCCGAUUGCUACAUUAUAAUCAUAGGAAUAUUACCACGUGGUCCUUAUCCAAAUCCAUUGAGAAUUUUGGGAACUCAAGUAAAUGCAAUUGUCAGUGAAAAAGUGAAAAAUACUUUCAAAGUUGAAUUAUUCAAUGCUCAUUUGCUGCAACCAGAUGGUACAUUAAGUCAAGAAGAUACACCGGAUUAUCUUCAUCCAUCUGAAAUAGGUUAUUAUAAAAUAUUCAACCCAAUUUUUGAGCGGCUCAAAAAAAUUCUAGAUAACUGAAUAAAAAUAUUCCCUUAAUAAUAUUA